Glarea lozoyensis ATCC 20868 is the source of this 1047-nucleotide messenger RNA. Its product is annotated as DNase I-like protein. The transcript has 4 exons. Gene Ontology annotation, molecular function: 3'-5'-RNA exonuclease activity. The coding region runs from base 1 to 1047 and encodes 348 amino acids. Lineage: Eukaryota; Fungi; Ascomycota; Leotiomycetes; Helotiales; Helotiaceae. The record is from RefSeq and is a predicted model, not a curated record.
AUGAGAUUCUCAACCUCUUUACUCGCGGCCGCGGUGACCUUUGACGUCGCCUUUGCGGGGCCGACCUUUAUAAGGGACAAGCAGAAUCCUCUUCGUUUUCUCACAUAUAACGUGCGAUACGAUUCCAAGUCUGACAAAAUCAGUGUCAAUCAGACGAUUGCUUCACUCCCUAGUGGCGCACCCAUCCAGCCAAACCCGUACUACAAUCAGACAGUCGAGCGGCCAUGGAGUGAAAGACGAAUCGGUGUCUCAAACGAUGUCCUAUUCCCAAAUGUAGACAUUGUCGGUUUUCAAGAAGUUUUAACCCGUCAAGUCGACGACCUCCAAGAACUCCUCGGUCCAGACUGGGCACAUAUCGGAGUCGGACGAGACGACGGCAUCAAAGCUGGGGAAUACUCUGCCGUCUUCUACAAACUUUCAUCCGUCGAACUAGUCUCCUGGGACACAUUCUGGCUAAGCGACACCCCCUUUGAACCCUCCAAAUACCCCGGCGCAGGCUCCUUCCGAGCUUGUACGACGGCCCAAUUCAAAUCCUCGCUUGGACGUUUCACACUGCUAAACGCCCAUCUCGACGAUAGCUCAGAUAAGCAACGUCGUCUUGCCGCAUCUCUCAUGCUCCGUCGUGCAAAAUACGAGGCCAUCAAGACUUCUCGUCCUGUCUUCCUGACGGGAGACUUCAAUUCGCCGCCGACAGGUCAGGAUGGUGGCGCGUAUCAAAUCACCACCGGUGCUCUCGGACCUCUUCCCAUCAACUCUACUUUUGAAGAAAAGUAUAGUUGGAAGCCAAAAGAUGAGAAGCCAUUUGGAUUGACCGAUUUGGCAGUAAAGACGCAGCCAAGGUACAGAAGUGGAAAUUAUGCUACUUUCACGGGGUUCAGCGCUGUAGGUGAUACAAGGAACUACAAAAAGUUGGACUAUGUGUUUGGUGGGUCUACUGGUGAGGCUUGGGGGGUGGAGAGUUAUCAUGUUGGGAGUUCGCUUUAUGAUAAUGGGAGUUGGAAUAGUGAUCAUCGUCCUGUUUACGCUGAUAUUGUGAUGGAGAAGUGA